AUGCUGCUCAGCACCUUGGUGAUCGCCGCCUGCGCAUGUGCAGAAGCAACGCGCGCUGCAGCAGCCGCCCUCUCCUCCUCCACCGCAUCCGUGUACCCGCUAGACCUGCACGGCAAGUUCCCAUCCGCCGAGACGAUCGCCGCGAAUGCAAGCCAAGGCCUCGACGCGACAGCACUCGGCAGCACCAGCAGCAGCAACCUCAUAUCUAAUCACACGCGCUUUCUCCCGCGUGACCGCACGGUCCUGGCGUACGUCACGCCGUGGAACCAGCCGCAGGGGCGCGAGAACACCGAGCACUACCGCGGCAAGCUUGAUAUUGUGGCGCCAGCCUGGUACACUGUGCACGUCGUGCCGGAAACCGAGCAGGCGCAGCACGCCGCGUUCGAAUCCACCGGCGCCACCGGCGGCGAGUAUGACGUCCGCGGCGGCAUCCCGAGCGAUGAGGAUCGCGCCUGGGUACACAGGCUUCGCGCGCCGGCGCGUGCCUCCUCUCCCGUGCCCGGAGCAGCGGACGUCAAGCUGCCGCCGCUGCUCGUUACGCCGCGCUUCCAGCUCGAAGCAUGGACCGAGCGCGACUUUCAGGCGUUGCGCAGCGAUCCCCUGCGCUGGAUCUCGCUGAUCGGCCAGAUCAUGAUGAAGAUGAAGGACGGACCGUUCGACGGUGCCGUCUUCGAGAGCGCUGCCAGCUGGGCUCUCCCUGAGUUCAUCGAGCAUCUCGGCAAGAGCUUCGCCUCCAACAAUCUUACCCUCACCGUCGUCUAUCCGCCGCUGCGCACCGACGGCGCAGCCGGCAAUGCGAACGUCACUCGCACCGCCGAGCUGCUCGCGCAGGCCAUCCACACCGCAGCGCAAAAGGUGCAGUACGUACAGAUCAUGACGUACGACCACACGGGCCCCACCGGCCGCAUGCUCGACAUGGACAAGCUUGGCCUCGCGGACGAGAACCCGCUUCGCCAGGACGCGGAGGCGAGCCGUAUGCGCACGUACGGCCCCAAUCUGCCACUGGAGUUUCUCCAAAGCAACAUCGACCUGUUGGCUAAGUUAUCCCUCGAUGAUGGGCCGCUGCCAGGCGUCGGGUCCGGAUGGAAAGAUCUCAAUGGAGCAGCAGCCGACAACUUUAACGCGUCUGCGCCGUCGUUUGCUUCCAAAUUCCUCAUGGGCGUGCCCUGCUACGGCUACAGCUACUCGCUUAUCUUCCUCAACUCCAAGACCGCCGAUGGGAUCCCGCGCGUACCGACGGCGUCGCCGCCAAGAGCGCGCGCGCACCUGCCCGAGGCACAGGCCAAGGCGCGCGAGCAAGGUCUGCGCAAGGAGGCGGGCAAGUUUGCUCUGUUGCGCAGGGCCGGCAGCGCGCUCAAGCACGCCGACCUGCAUGCGCUGAUGCUUGCCUCGCGCCCGCUCAUCUACCUCGACGACGACAGCGCCGAGAUGCGCUUCGACUACAUCAGCGCCAACGGCGAUGACUCCAAGAUCAACGACGGCCGCCGCGAGGGCAUCUUCAAUCGCGCCUUUAUGCCCAGCGCCUACACGAUGAUCAGGCGCAGGGAGAUCAUCGAACAGGGCGACGUUGGCGCCGCUCUGUGGGACAUCGGCCAGGCGGGACCGUGGCUACUGCACGCGUUGUAA
Messenger RNA from Tilletiaria anomala UBC 951, 1626 nucleotides. RefSeq names its product glycoside hydrolase family 18 protein. The record is from RefSeq and is a predicted model, not a curated record. Gene Ontology annotation, molecular function: oligosaccharide binding. Gene Ontology annotation, cellular component: extracellular region. Lineage: Eukaryota; Fungi; Basidiomycota; Exobasidiomycetes; Georgefischeriales; Tilletiariaceae. Bases 1 to 1626 code for a protein of 541 amino acids. The transcript has a single exon.